Sphenostylis stenocarpa is the source of this 576-nucleotide messenger RNA. Lineage: Eukaryota; Viridiplantae; Streptophyta; Magnoliopsida; Fabales; Fabaceae. The record is from the annotation of a GenBank genome assembly.
AUGGCCCAAGUAGAAAGUGGCCAAGGUAGUGAAGGGAUCAAGCUGUUUGGAGCAACGAUUAGCUUGUAUGGUAGAGAAAGUAAAGAGGAUAAAAAAGUGAGUGAAGAUGGGACAGAAGAGAAGAGACCUGAUAAGAUCAUAGCAUGUCCAAGAUGCAAGAGCAUGGAAACCAAGUUUUGCUACUUCAACAACUACAACGUUAAUCAGCCUAGGCACUUCUGCAAGGGCUGCCAGAGGUACUGGACGGCCGGCGGAGCCCUUCGCAACGUCCCUGUAGGGGCAGGUCGGCGAAAGGCCAAACCUUCCUGCCAUGACCCGACAGGGUUUCUGGAUGGUGGACUCGUCGUGUCCACUGUCCAACGACAAUUUGGUUUGGAAGAGAGGUUAAUCUUGGAUGAAUGGCAUGUUGCCACCAUGUCUCACGGUGAUUUCCGGCAGUUUUUUCCGUCGUCUAAAAGACGGAGGAUCAACUCAGGUGUUCAACGUCAACCUUUUGAGGAUGAAAGUGAAAAGGGGUUUGUGAUGAUCCGGGAAAUGACAGAAGAUGGGAGUGAGAUAGAAAGGAAGGAGGCUUGA